This is a messenger RNA of Epithele typhae, 1821 nucleotides long. RefSeq names its product subtilisin-like protein. NCBI's taxonomy places the organism in Eukaryota, Fungi, Basidiomycota, Agaricomycetes, Polyporales, Epitheliaceae. Bases 1 to 1821 code for a protein of 606 amino acids. Gene Ontology annotation, biological process: proteolysis. The record is from RefSeq and is a predicted model, not a curated record. The transcript is spliced from 10 exons. Gene Ontology annotation, molecular function: tripeptidyl-peptidase activity; serine-type endopeptidase activity.
AUGAUCUCGCCGCGCGUCGUCCACGAACGCCGCGCCGCGACCCCGCACGGAUGGUCCCUCCACCGCCGUGCAGACCCCGACAUGGUCGUCCCGCUCUCCUUCGCGCUCACUCAGCCAAACAUCGAACACCUCGAGGCGUACCUCCUUGACGUCGCGGACCCCAACUCGCCGAACUACGGCAAGCACUGCGUGCGCGCGUGGCUCACGGGCGCAGACGGUGUGGACGCGUCGCGCGUCCGGCUCAGCAAGGAUGGCGGGUACCUCGACACGACCGUGUCUGUCGCCGAGGCGGAGGCGCUGCUCGGCGCGGAGUACUACGUCUACGAGCACACGGACGGCACGCGGCACGUCGCGUGCGGGGACCGCUACCACCUCCCGGAGCACGUCGCGAAGCACGUCGACACCGUGUGGCCCACCAUUCACUUCGAUGUCGUCCCACUCUCGAAGCGCGGGGCGGACAAUACGGCGGGGCGGGCGCCGGCGAAAGGGUCGCUCUCGGAUUUCAAGCCCCCACAGCGUCUGGUUUCUUCGGCCACUCCCACGAACUGUGAUAGCGCGACGACGCUCGACUGUCUGCGCGCGUUGUACAACUUUAACUACGACCUCGUAGUACCUAAUGAGCACUCGAUCGGCAUCGUCGAGUUCGGUAUGGAGACACUCAACCUCGCGGACCUCCGUGUGUUCUUCGAGAACUUCGCCCCCGAUCUUGCGAACAAGACUCCUACCUUCGUGGGUAUCGAUGGAGAUGUGAACCUUCUCCUCGAGCCGAACCUCGACUUCCAGUACGCCAUGGGUCUUCUGGGCGAGGAGGCGCAAGUGCUUCAGUACCAGGUCACGAACGAAGGUGGUCCCAGCUUCCCUUACUUGCAGUUUGACCUCCUCCUUAACGCGCUCGAUGCCGACUACUGCACCUUCGAGGGGGGGAACCCGCCACAACUCGCAGAGUUCGAUAACAACCAGGACUGCGGUACGAAGCCACGGGCUGACGUCAUCUCCAUCUCAUACGACCAAGCCGAGGCCUCCUUUGGCUCGUUCUUCGCGCAGAGGCAAUGCACGGAGUAUGGCAAGCUUUCGUUGACUGGGAUCACGUUCCUCAUGAGCUCGGGCGACAACGGCGUAGCGACGUUCAGCAACUUCUGCACCGAAGACAACGGCAACUUCGAAAUCGGUGGACCCGACUUCGUGCCGCACAUCGGCAACACCUGCCCAUAUGUCACCUCGGUCGGCGCGACGCAGGUCAAGGCCGGAGCUGACCCGACGAGCUCGAACCCGGAGGUCGCGGUGAACGCAUUCAAGUCCGGCGGCGGCUUCUCGAACUUCAUCGGCCGCCCGUCGUUCCAGAACACCGCUGUCCAGAGCUACAUCAACAACUUCACGGGCAAUCUGAGCGCGACGGCGUUCAACCGCUCCGGGCGCGCGUACCCCGACGUGUCGGCCAACGGGCUGAACUACCAGGUGAUCAUCGACCAGGAAUUCUGGAACGUCUUCGGUACCUCCGCCUCGACGCCCGUAUGGGCGUCCCUCAUCUCCGCGUCAACGAUGCGCGGCUCGCCGCCGGCAAGUCGGUCGUGGGCUGGGCGAACCCCGCGGUGCGUAUCUUCCCGGUCCCUUCUUGCACUUGACGCCGAAGCCUCAUCCGUGCUGCAGCUCUACUCGUCCGCGUUCGCAGGCGUGUUCCACGACAUCACGUCGGGCGACAACUUCGCAUGCGGGCCGAACAAGAACCUCGGGUUCGUCACCGCGCCAGGCUGGGACCCCGUCAGUGGGUUGGGCACGCCCGACUUUGAGAAGCUGUUGGCGGCGUGGAUGGCGCUGCCUUGA